GGUCAUACUCAGGCGACCAGUGCCCUUGAGAUCUGGCUGAAGCUCCGUGCAGAACAGGAUUUUCCCUGGAUGGGAAAUACCAGAGCCCGACCCACAGACCUUUCCCAGGGCUCCAAGACACUGACCCGCCACAACAGGGACCCUCGGGCAGGAGAUUGGCGCCAAAGGGGCUCCAGGCCCCCACCCCAUCCUGGGGCCAGCUUCCUCCAGCAGGCACCGCCCCCCCCAAGGGAGUCCCUCUCCAGGCAGUUCUCUCUGCCCGCUCCUGUGGGUGUGGUUUCUGACAGCUGGCUUGGAGCUGCUUUGUCCCAGUCACCAGGAACUGGUCAUUUCUACCCUGGCUCCGAGCUGGAGGGUUCUUCUGGGCCAGCUGUCUUCCCAGCUUCUUGAACAUGGCUCUCAGGGAGAGACUCAGGACCUGGAAGAGAAUCUUCUGUUGGCUGAUCCUCCUUGCGCUGGGCCUCCUAGGGCUGCUCCAGUAUGGGCUCCCCAUAGUCAGGCAUCUGGAAGCCCUCAUCCCCAUGGGUGUCUGCCCUUCUGCCAGAAUGACCCUGCUGAGAGACAACUUCACGGGUCUCCUGAAUCCCUGGGCCCGGCCUGAUGUUCUGACCUGUACCUCCUGGGGGGCCCCCAUUAUUUGGGAUGGCACCUUCGACCCAGCUGCAGCCCAGCAAAAAGCUCUACAGCAGAACCUCACCAUUGGUCUGACUGUCUUUGCUGUAGGCAGGUACCUGGAGAAGUACCUGGCCCGCUUCCUGGAGACAGCUGAGCGGCACUUCAUGCUGGGCCAGCGCGUGGUGUACUACGUGUUCACCGAGCGCCCGGCCGCCGUGCCCCGCGUGGCUCUGGCGCCUGGCCGCCGGCUGCGCGUGGAGCGCGUGGCCCGCGAGCGGCGCUGGCAGGACGUGUCCAUGCAGCGUAUGCACACGCUGCACGAAGCGCUGGGCGGGCGGCUGGGCCGCGAGGCGCACUUCGUGCUCUGCAUGGACGUGGACCAGCACUUCCGCGGCGCCUUCGGGCCCGAAGUGCUGGCCGAGUCGGUGGCGCAGCUGCACGCCUGGCACUACCACUGGCCGCGGCGGCUGCUGCCCUACGAGCGCGACGCGCGCUCCGCCGCCGCGCUGGCGCCAGGCGACGGCGACUUCUACUACCACGCGGCGGUGUUCGGGGGCAGCGUGGCGGCGCUGCGCGGCCUGACGGCGCACUGCGCGCGGGGCCUGCAGCGGGACCGCGAGCGCGGCCUGGAGGCGCGCUGGCACGACGAGAGCCACCUCAACAAGUUCUUCUGGCUGCACAAGCCCGCCAAGGUGCUGUCGCCCGAGUUCUGCUGGAGCCCCGAGAUCGGCCGCCGGGCCGAGAUCCGCCGGCCGCGCCUACUCUGGGCGCCCAAGGAGUACGCCGCGCUGCGCGACUAGGCCCCGGCCCCGCCGGGCCAGGAUGGGGGCCCUGGAAGCCGUGCGGGCGCCCCGCAGGGCGGCGAGAGCUUGGACGCAAACAGCCCUGACCGCUUCGGCCAGGGGCCCGGCCGUGGGAUCGUGGCGGUGGGAGGAGGGCCGUGGCCUUUGGGGAGUUUCUCGCUGGGAGGGAAAGAUCCCCUUUCCCCCACUUUCUACAGGGACCGACGACGCCAGCAGCAGCGAAGCACACGACGAUGGGGCAGCAGCGCCUUGGCCAGGCUGCCUCUACACCUUUCCCCUCUGAGCUUACUGGAUUCGGCUGAUGCCUCCAGGAGAGCCCGUCACCCACCGCCAUCCCCAACCCCCUUUUUGAUAAGGAGACUGAGACUGAGACACGAAAAGGGAACAUAGCUGCCUGAGGACACAGAGAAUCUGUGAAUCAGUCUGGGCAGCAGCUGCACAGCCAGCCUUGGCUCUCGCUCUGAAAAGACAAUAGCUUCUGGGCCAAAAGGAGAAAGCUUCCGCUGCAGGAGAAACGUGGUGGCAUCUGAGUUCUUGGCUUUGCCCUUCCACCUCCCCUGCCCUCAAACACAGUUUGUACAUAUUUAAGUAAUAUUGUAAUAAAAUUAUUCCAAGUGUC
Messenger RNA from Mustela lutreola (European mink), 2037 nucleotides. It is a transcript of the gene A3GALT2, whose product is annotated as alpha 1,3-galactosyltransferase 2. Gene Ontology annotation, biological process: carbohydrate metabolic process. The coding region runs from base 393 to 1415 and encodes 340 amino acids. Gene Ontology annotation, cellular component: vesicle; membrane; Golgi apparatus. Gene Ontology annotation, molecular function: hexosyltransferase activity. The transcript is spliced from 6 exons. Lineage: Eukaryota; Metazoa; Chordata; Mammalia; Carnivora; Mustelidae. The record is from RefSeq and is a predicted model, not a curated record.